This is a messenger RNA of Taeniopygia guttata (zebra finch), 1351 nucleotides long. The record is from RefSeq and is a predicted model, not a curated record. Lineage: Eukaryota; Metazoa; Chordata; Aves; Passeriformes; Estrildidae.
GCAGAAAGACAGAGACUUUCUACAAUCUCGGAAUCACCAAUACCCACAGAUUCCGACAGGGUUGGAAGGGAGCUCUGGAGAUCAUCGGGUCCAACCCCCCUGCCAAGGCAGCAUCCCCCAGAGCUGGUGACACAGCGACGUGUCCAGCAGCAAUUCACCUGGCUCUUGACAAGACAUCUGAUAUUGCACCAGCGAAAUACUCUGUCCUGCAACAAUACCUACAUAAAAGCUUGGCUGUAAUAAAUUAAGCUUUUAAAAAACUUAUUCCUGAAAAUGGAUUUUCGAUUUAAUUUUGCUGUUGAUGAAAAUGAGCACAGUGAGGCAGAUGCUCACUUUUUAUUGCUGUGCUCUCCAGAGCACAAGCAGGAACAAAGGGAAAAGAGCAGGGGAACUGCUGAUCUCACAGGAAAGCCCAGCCCGAAGCUGGCUGCUGCUAAGCACCAGGAUGAGGCAGCUUUGAAGAAAAACCUCUGUGUGAAAGCUGCCAAGGAGCACAGCAUUCCCCAAGAUCUCAACAAAGUAUUGGAAAAUAAAGUCAUGGAAACAGUAUUGGACCUGUCUUAUGUAAAGCUGUCUGUAGUGGAAAGGACGUGUUCAGGUGACGCUGACAGCGAAGGCAUCGUGUCCAAAAGUGUUUCUUCUCACUCUGAUCUCAUCCCUGGAGUCUAUGAAGGAGGGCUGAAAAUCUGGGAAUGCACCUUUGAUCUCAUGGACUACUUUUCUGAGGCUGAAAUAGAAUUUACCAACAAGACUGUACUGGAUCUUGGCUGUGGAGCUGGAUUGUUGGGAAUUAUUGCUUUACAAGGUGAAGCUGCCAGAGUGCAUUUUCAGGACUACAACAGCACAGUGAUUGAUGAAAUAACCUUGCCUAAUGUGGUGGCCAACUGUAUCAGUGAAGGCAGGAGGAUGGGCAGUGGGAAGGACAGAAAAGCCAGCAAGCCUCCUUCAAAGAGGCUCAGGAAAGCAGAGGGCUCACCUGAUGUGCUCAACAGAUGCAGAUUUUUUUCUGGAGAGUGGUCUCAAGUCAGCCAGCUCCUGUUAAACAGCAACAAACCCUGUUUGAAGUACGAUUUAAUUCUCACCUCUGAGACCAUCUAUAAUCCUGACUACUACAGUGCUUUGCAUGAUACACUGGCUCAGCUCCUGGACAGAAAUGGCCGUGUGUAUUUGGCAAGCAAAGUGCAUUAUUUUGGAGUUGGUGGUGGUAUUUAUCUCUUUGAGAAAUUCAUUGAAGACAAAAAUGUGUUUAGAACCAGUAUGGUUAAAACAAUUGAUCAGGGUCUGCAGCGAUGCAUUAUGGAAAUUGCCUUUAAAAAUUCAUGUUAAAAUUAAACUACUGAUCUACCAAAAA